AUGGCUGUCUCACGUGCUGCUUCACGACUGUCACCUUUAAAUUCAGCACUGCUGAUCUGUGAUAUCCAAGAGAAGUUCAGGCCCAGUAUCAAAUAUUUUGAAGAAAUUAUUCACAUCAGCAAACGUCUCAUUGUCGCUGCAAAACUUCUUGAUAUGAAAGUUAUUGCUACUGAACAGUAUCCAAAAGGGCUUGGACAUACAGUGCCUGAAUUGGACCUAGACAAAUAUAAUAUACCAAUUUUUGAGAAGAAAAGAUUCAGUAUGUGUAUUCCACCUGUGACUGAAAUGCUUGAAUCAUCUCAGUCUGUGAUAUUAUGUGGCAUUGAAACGCAUGUAUGUGUUUUACAUACAGCCCUUGAUAUGCUCGAAAAAGGAAUUGCUGUACAUGUUGUUGCGGAUGCUGUCUCAUCUCGUUCACAGACUGACAGAAUGUUUGGCUUACGACAAAUGGAAGUUGCCGGCGCUGUUUUGACAACCAGUGAAUGUGCCAUUCUCAGUUUGUUAAAAGGCGCAGACCAUCCGAAAUUCCGUGAAGUACAGAAAACAAUCAUAGAGCUUGCACCGGAUACUGGUCUAUUGCAGUACCCAUCAUGA
Molecule: messenger RNA, 594 nt
Organism: Acanthocheilonema viteae
Lineage: Eukaryota; Metazoa; Nematoda; Chromadorea; Rhabditida; Onchocercidae
Source: the annotation of a GenBank genome assembly